This is a messenger RNA of Colletotrichum karsti, 459 nucleotides long. RefSeq lists its product as uncharacterized. The transcript is spliced from 2 exons. The record is from RefSeq and is a predicted model, not a curated record. NCBI's taxonomy places the organism in Eukaryota, Fungi, Ascomycota, Sordariomycetes, Glomerellales, Glomerellaceae. The coding region runs from base 1 to 459 and encodes 152 amino acids. Gene Ontology annotation, cellular component: membrane.
AUGGCUCUCGGAUUUGUGCCCAUCGCUCACAUUGUGGCUGCCGUCUUUUCUAUUAUCGAGCUCGGUCUCAGCGCCUAUGUUGCCAGCAGUUACUGGUGGCGCUCGCCCGACAUUGUCAACUUCAUCAUCUUCAACUCGGUGUGGUCCCUGCUGGUCCUCGCCUAUGUCGGCCUCACACCCCUGUACAUGACCCGCCUCUUCCACAAGCUUGUCUCUCUCGGCCUUCUCGUCAUCACCACCAUCUUCUGGUUCGCCGGUGCCAUCGCGUUCGCCGUCUUCGUAGGCCACCCUAGGUGCGGUGCCAACACCUACUGCGGCUCUGCUCAGGCUGGAGUUGCGUUCGCCUUCUUCAUCUGGGCUAUCUUCAUGUUCCUCACCGUUCUCGACACCCUCGAGGCGAUGCGCUCGCGCGGCCACAACACCAGCGUCAAGGCCAACCACGCCUACCCUGGUGCUUAG